Molecule: messenger RNA, 1270 nt
Organism: Cheilinus undulatus (humphead wrasse)
Lineage: Eukaryota; Metazoa; Chordata; Actinopteri; Labriformes; Labridae
Exons: 4
Coding region: 60-1196 (378 amino acids)
Molecular function (GO): NAD+ poly-ADP-ribosyltransferase activity; NAD+-protein-arginine ADP-ribosyltransferase activity
Source: RefSeq, a predicted model, not a curated record
CACUUUUCCAGGCUGUGUUGUAGUUCUCUCUGUAGGGCAAAUUUGCUUUUAGCAAUCGCAUGGUCGUCUUUCAGCUGCCUGUGUGCAGGCUUCUUUGCAUGCCUUUCAGCUACAGCCCAGGCAGCACUGAAGUUUCUGUUGAAGUGCCACUCGAACACACCAAACAGGUCGAUCAUGGAGGCAGCUACAGAGCGGCAGCCAUCAAACAUGUCAUCAAUGGAUUCAGUUGCCAUAUCCAGAGACGCACAAUGCCCUCAUGGGGAACAAAAACAUCUGAGAGAAAAAUCUCAGCAGCAUGUGCCAUUACUUCUCUGGUUCUCCUGGUAGGACUGCUCAUCUUUGUCGUCAUCUUUAUGACUCUCUGCUGGCAGAAUACUGUUGGAGAGGAUGAACUUGAUGACUGCAGCUCCAAAGCUACUGUGGUCACAGAUGAAGCCGUCAUGCAGAGAUGGGGUACCUGGAGGAAUCUCAGUCAAGCCUGGAGUGAAGCAGAGCAAAAAGCCAGAGCGCCUGCACACAUCUACAUGGAGAAACAUCAUUCAGUUGCCAUCUACAUGUACACAAGUGCUAUACUGCAACCUGUCAAACCAAAGAGAGAAGAACAAACUGCAAAACAAAAGGAGACAUUUGAGUCCCGUUCCUUGUUUUCCUCUCUGAGUGAAGCGGUGCAGAUCCUGAAGCACAGUCAAGUGACGUGUCUCAGUACAAGCUACAGAACAGAUACACUCUUAUAUCCCAACAUCUCUAACAAACUUAUUCGCUUCAGCAACUUCAUGUUAGGGUCUGAUUGGUGGAACUCCACAAGGAAUGCUUACUGCUUUGAAGUGUACACAUGUUUUGGUGCAAAUGUGACGCAUUACUCAGCCUUAAAAGAAAUCAACCAGGUGCUUAUCCCCCCCUAUGAAGCAUUCAAAGUCACUGCAAUGGAGACAGAUGUACAGAGAUGUAAAGUCCUCUAUAAACUAAGGAGCAACCUGAAUUGUGUUUACGACAGAGAGAGCAAUAUGUUGCAUCCAAUAUCUGCAAUACCAGUGGAGGGAUUCUGGUUAAUCUUUGGCAUCACUUGUAUGGUUGUUGUGUCUCUUUUGUUUCCAUUUAUCAUUGUGAAGGUGAGAGAAAAUCAUGAGAAAAGGACUGUUUACAACACAUCAUCCAUGGAUAAAAGCAUUUACCAUCUGGGUACAGUUAAGCGAUGAAAGGAAAAACAUAUGAGGUCAUAUAAGCAUUAUCUUUAUGCUCUUAAUUGAAAUAGUAUGUGUUUUAUCCCAAA